AUGAAUAAAUUGAGAGGUUACCGAAAAUUCACGAAAGAUAGCUCAACAAGGCUGGAGCAAGGUGAUAGCUAUACUCAAGGGCUUGUAUACGAUCAGCAUGUUCAGCAAAAGCAAAGGAACAUGGUGUUUAGACAGUUAUUUGGUGGUGCAAGAUCUCCCUUAUUCACUUGGGUAUCAGGCGUCGUAAUGAUAGGUGUCUUCAUAUACGAAAUAGUUAGAAACCACGAAUUAUCGGGCAGCUGGAUAAUGACAAAUCCUUUCAAUCCGAUGGUCGGACCCAAUUAUAUGGCUCUGAUAACCAUGGGCAGUAAAUUCGUUCCAUGUAUGAGAGAAAUUCAAAAUUACUCCCCAGCAACAGUUCUAGGAAAUUGUUACUCAUCUUUGGAGGCAACCUGUUCUGUCGAACAGGUUUGCGGAUUUGGAGGUUUUCGUGGAACGGCACCAAGCCAAGGUUUUCGAUUCUUUACAGCCAUUUUCAUUCAUGCAGGCGUUGUUCAUAUUUUAAUGAACUUAGUGACUCAUUUUCAAACUGGUGCAGAAGUAGAACGUGCUUUGGGGUUAAUUCGCUAUAUGAUCCUGUACAUUGUGUCAGGCAUAUGGGGUUUCAUUCUAAGUGCUGUGUUAGCUGGACCUACAGUUUCCUCAAUGGGAUGCUCUGGUGCACUUUUUGGAAUCAUUGGUUAUACAGUAAUUGAUCAUCUUAUGCAAUGGAAACAGCAUAGACAUCCACGCCGUGAGUUUAUGAGAAUAGUUAUAGUGAUAGUUAUUUCUCUGGUGCUAGGCCUACUUCCUGGUUUAGACAAUUUCGCUCAUAUUGGAGGGCUCUUGAUGGGCUUACUGUUGGGAAUUACACUUGCUCCCUUCAACCGUCAUGCAUCGCGUAGAGCUACUGUUAUCAUAUGGACAGUAAAAAUCUUGUCCUUUGUUUUGGUUAUUAUACUUUAUGCUAUUCUUUUAUCGAAAUUCUACUCCACAACCGACUUAUCAACCGUUUGCCCCAACUGUAAAUAUUUAUCCUGCUUGCCUGUCAAUGGCUGGUGUGACAAUGUUUAA
Messenger RNA from Mycotypha africana, 1053 nucleotides. RefSeq lists its product as uncharacterized. Lineage: Eukaryota; Fungi; Mucoromycota; Mucoromycetes; Mucorales; Mycotyphaceae. Gene Ontology annotation, molecular function: serine-type endopeptidase activity. The transcript has 3 exons. Gene Ontology annotation, biological process: proteolysis. Gene Ontology annotation, cellular component: membrane. Bases 1 to 1053 code for a protein of 350 amino acids. The record is from RefSeq and is a predicted model, not a curated record.